UAAAGCUAUAAAUAAGGCUGGUAACGCUCAAAGUACGUAAAUUCACGCAAUGGCGGAUAUACAAUUCCUCCUUCUUGUGUCUGCGACCAUAUUUAUUGUUGAUGGUAAAAUUAUAAACCAUGUUCGUCACGAGGUACGGAAAUUUCCUGACGAUUUUCUUUUCGGCACCGCCACCGCUUCUUACCAAGUAGAAGGAGCGUGGAAUGAAGACGGGAAAUCCGAAAGCAUUUGGGAUCACAUUACCCACGAGAAUCCAUGCGUUACAAAGGAUUGUUUAAAUGGUGACAUCGCUGAUGAUUCUUAUCACCAAUAUAAGAGAGAUGUGGAGAUGAUGCGGGAGUUGGGCUUGGACUAUUACAGAUUCUCACUGUCCUGGCCAAGAAUUUUACCAACCAGCUUUCCAGAUAAAAUAAACGGAGCAGGAGUUCAAUAUUACAACAAUUUGAUUGAUGAAAUGCUCAAGUACAAUAUCAAACCAAUGGUUACACUGUAUCAUUGGGACUUACCACAGAAAUUGCAGGAGAUGGGUGGAUGGACCAACCCUAAUAUUAUUGAUUGGUAUUCAGACUACGCACGUGUUGUUUUCGAGUUAUUUGGUGAUAGAGUUAAAGAUUGGAUAACAAUCAACGAACCUCACCCUGUUUGUAAUUUUGGUUAUGGAGAUAAAACAAUGGCUCCGCUACUAAACAUUAAGGGUGUUGCAGAUUAUAUGUGUUCGAAAAACUUAUUGCUAGCUCAUGCUAAAGCAUAUCACAUUUACGACAAAGAGUUUCGACCUACACAGGGCGGUAAAAUUUUUAUAGCGCUAAGCGCGCAAUGGUACGAUGCUGAGCAUGAGGAAUUUUCAGUUGCUGCUCAGGAAGCUAACGAUUUCUUGUGGGCGAUUUACUCUCAUCCUAUAUUUUCGAAGACCGGCGAUUUUCCAAAAUCAGUAAAAGAAACAGUAGCCGCUAAAAGUGCUCAACAAGGCUUUCCCAGAUCAAGGCUACCGGAAUUCACUCAGGAAGAGAUUGACUACAUACGCGGUACCUCUGAUUACUUUGGACUUAAUCACUACUUCACAAAAUAUGUUUAUCGCAAUGAGUCAGUUGUCAAUUAUUACGAAUCACCAUCUUUUGAAGAUGAUUACGGCGUUAUAAUGUACACGUAUGACGAUUGGAAGAUUGGAGAAUCAGAUUUCACAAAAUUUGUACCGUGGGGAUUCUACAAGCUUUUAACUAAAAUAAGACAGGACUAUGAUAAUCCUCCUGUGAUAAUUACUGAAAAUGGUUUUGCAACACUCGGAGGCUUGAACGAUGACGAUCGUAUUACCUACUACAAGCAUUACAUGAACGCAAUGUUGGAUGCCAUGGAGGAUGGCUCUGAUGUUCAAGGAUACACGGCCUGGAGUCUAAUGGACAACUUCGAAUGGCUUCAAGGCUAUACGCAACGCUUCGGUCUGUACGAGGUGGACUACGAGAGUCCGGAGCGCACGCGCACGCCACGCAAGUCUGCCUUUGUGUACAAGCAGAUCCUGCGCACGCGCGAGCUCGAUAUGCACUAUGAGCCCGACACCAACGUCAUGACCAUCGAUGAGGGACGUAAGCUACCUUCAGUGGAGGUAAAGUUUGCAAUGGCGGGGAUACAACUACUUUUUAUCGUCACUGCGUCCAUAGUAAUAGUCCAAAGUAAAAUAAUUGAUCAAGUUCGUCAUGAAGUAAGAAAAUUUCCUGACAAUUUUCUUUUCGGCACAGCCACCGCUUCCUAUCAGGUAGAAGGAGCGUGGGAUAAAGAUGGAAAAACAGAAAGCAUUUGGGACCAUGUAACACACGAAAAUCCAUGCGUUACCACAGACUGUUUAAAUGGUGACAUUGCAGACGAUUCUUAUCACCAAUAUAAGAGGGACGUAGAGAUGAUGAGAGAGUUGGGAUUGGACCAUUACAGAUUUUCUUUGUCGUGGCCAAGAAUUUUACCAACCAGUUUUCCUGAUAAAAUAAAUGAAGCAGGUGUUCAAUAUUACAAUAAUUUAAUUGAUGAAAUGCUCAAAUACAACAUUAAGCCAAUGGUUACCCUGUAUCAUUGGGAUUUGCCACAAAAAUUACAGGAAAUGGGUGGAUGGACCAACCCUAAUAUUGUUGACUGGUAUUCAGACUACACACGUGUUGCGUUCGAGUUAUUUGGCGAUAGAGUUAAACAUUGGAUUACAAUCAAUGAAGCUCACGCCGUUUGCUAUGCUGGCUAUGGAGACAACGCGCUGGCGCCUCUUCUUAAUAUCAAAGGUGUCGCAGAUUACAUGUGUACAAAAAACUUGUUGCUUGCUCAUGCUAAGGCAUAUCAUAUUUACGAUGAAGAGUUUCGUCCAACUCAGGGAGGCUCGAUUUUUAUGACUAUUAUCGCGCAGUAUUACGAUACGGAACAUGAAGAAUUUUUACAAGUUGCUGAAGAGGCUAAUGAUUUUUCGUGGGGCCUUUAUUCUCAUCCUAUAUUUUCGGAGACCGGCGAUUUUCCCAAAUCCCUCAAAGAAAGAGUUGCCGCUAAAAGCGCUGAACAAGGAUUUCCCAGAUCGAGGCUACCGGAAUUUACUCAGGAGGAAAUUGAUUACAUUCGCGGCACAUCUGAUUACUUUGGACUCAAUCAUUAUUAUACAAAUUUUGUAUAUCGCAAUGAGUCUACAAUGACUUAUUACGAAUCACCAUCAUUUGACGAUGACUUAGGCGCUGUAAUGUACACCUACGACGAUUGGGUUAUUGGUGAAUCGGACUUCACGAAAUUUGUUCCGUGGGGAUUCUACAAGUUGUUAACGAAAAUAAGAGAGGAUUACGGCAAUCCUCCUAUUAUUAUUACUGAGAAUGGUUUUGCUUCACACGGAGGUUUGAAUGAUGAUGAUCGCAUUAAAUACUACAGACAUCACUUAAACGCUGUACUGGACGCCAUUGAGGACGGAUCAGAUAUCCAAGGUUAUACAGCAUGGAGUCUAAUGGACAACUUCGAAUGGCUAAGAGGAUACACUGAGCGCUUUGGUCUGUACGAGGUGGACUACGAAAGUCCGGAGCGCACGCGCACGCCUCGCAAGUCCGCCUUCGUGUACAAACAGAUUCUGCGCACGCGUGAGCUCGACAUGCACUACGAGCCCGAUACUGACGUCAUGACCAUCGAUGAAGGACACUAACUUUUUCGUAACAUAGUGUAUAAUAUUAUACGUAAUUAAGUAAA
Messenger RNA from Papilio machaon (common yellow swallowtail), 3192 nucleotides. Its product is annotated as lactase-phlorizin hydrolase. The transcript is spliced from 12 exons. The coding region runs from base 50 to 3148 and encodes 1032 amino acids. Gene Ontology annotation, molecular function: beta-glucosidase activity. NCBI's taxonomy places the organism in Eukaryota, Metazoa, Arthropoda, Insecta, Lepidoptera, Papilionidae. The record is from RefSeq and is a predicted model, not a curated record. Gene Ontology annotation, biological process: carbohydrate metabolic process.